AUGGAUAAUAAAAUUCCAAUUCACAUGGUUCAAGUUAAUUCUGUAACUUCAAAUGGAGCUUAUAGAUCACUUAAAGAUAUUUUGUUUAUUUUAAUUCCUAAAUUAGCAUAUGGAAAAUCAUCAGUUUUACAAUUAGGAGAUAUUAUUCAUAUUAAAUUAAGUGGAGAUGGGCCACCUGGUAUUCAAAUCCUGGCUCUUGGUGAAAUAUGUAAUAAAAAAGGUUUUCAGGACAGUACACAGUGA
This is a messenger RNA of Racocetra persica, 243 nucleotides long. Lineage: Eukaryota; Fungi; Glomeromycota; Glomeromycetes; Diversisporales; Gigasporaceae. The record is from the annotation of a GenBank genome assembly.